CACGAAGGACGUGGAGAUAUUUCUCCAUCUGGUCGUGUUCUUGUGUGCAGCUUCAGGCACAGGUAGUCUGCCGACAGCGGUGUUGAUACAUCGAAAAAAUCCGAAGGCUCCUCCGGUGGUGAGAAAGACCGAGCUCAGCUCCAUGGCCCCCAAAACGCGUGAAGAGCCCGAAGGUUUGACGGCCGAUUGCUCUCGUCUGUGACUCUGGUCGCCGUGGUUAACUAAUUCUUGUCAGGAGAAACCCUCCAAAAUCACAUACCCGUGAAGUUACUCGCGCCAGAUCUUGAAAGGCGUUUGUUUUGAUCGGCUGCUCUUCCUUCCAAAAGCGGUGUUGAAAUGACGGGUGGGGGGGGACACCACUGAGUGCGUGAAGCGGAGAUUUACGUGCCUCGUGCCCGGGUUCAAAAGCUCGGUGUUAGAGGCGGACACGCCCGGCGGGGACGAAUGGACAGCGAAGCCGUCACGACGACUUGUUCAAGGUUGUGAAACGGCUUCUGUUGUACAAUCUCGUUCGAUGCUUGUGUAACUUUUUGACAACGAGAGAAACCAAACCGACUGCUUUUCUCCGCCCUACUACAAGGGGGCGCGGCUACGAGCAAGCAUGUUUUGUGGCGCGUUCAGGUUCCCCUGGAAAUCCAAUAAGUGAGUAUGAACAAUGAAGAUCAAGGCGAAGCUUUGGAGGAGGUGUCUGGACUGGUUUGUCAGGAGGAUGACCUCAAUGAUGGCCAGAUGAAAGUAGUCUCUGUGGCAGACCAGAAGGUGUUGCUUGUCCGGACGGAGGGUCAGUACAGUGCAGUCGGGAAUCAGUGCACUCAUUAUAACGCUCCUCUAGUUAAUGGAGCAUUGGUUGGCAACAGAGUGAGAUGUCCUUUCCAUGGCGCUUGUUUCAAUAUUAAAACAGGAGAUAUUGAAGAGUAUCCUGGUCUUGACUGCCUUCCUUGCUACAAGGUGAAUGUUCAAGAUGGAAAGGUGUACGUUUCCAUCAAGAAAAAGGCUCUUAAGCAAACCAGGCGCGUGAAAGAGAUGUGUAAUGUGUUACCAAAUGUCACACAUACUAUCCUGCUCAUUGGAGGAGGCCCUGCUGCUUUGGUGUGUGCUGAAACGUUGCGUCAGAACUGCUACCAGGGCCGAAUUGUCAUGGUAACCAAAGAUUCCAGCCCUCCUUUUGACAAGCCCAAACUGAGUAAGGCUAUGAAUGUGGACAUAAGCAACAUUGUCCUCCGCUCCAAUGAAUUUCUUCAACAGUACGGGAUAGAAGUGCGGAUAGGGCAAGAGGCGGUGACUGUAAACACGCGAGAAAAAGCCGUGACAAUGAAGGAUGGUGCUGUGCUGCAUUACGACCAGCUUCUUAUCUCAACAGGCUGCAGAGCGAGGCGACUCACUUGUCCCGGUAGUGAUCUGAAAGGAGUGAAGUUACUAGAGAGAUACGAAGACGCCAAAGACAUUCAUGCUUCCUGCCUGGGCCGCAAGGCUGUUGUCGUUGGAACAUCCUUCAUAGGUAUGGAGGUAGCAUCCUACCUCGCCAACAAAGCCUCCAGUGUUGCCAUUGUUGGAACCACCAAAUACCCAUUUCAACAGUCCUUGGGUUCCCAAAUUGGCCAAAUGACCAUGCAAAUGUUGGAAGAAAAGAAUGUGAAGUUCUACAUGAAUGACAGCGUCACUGAAAUCAGAGGAGUGAAUGGCUCGGUGAAAGAGGUCAUGCUGAAGAGUGGCACACUUCUGGAGGCUGAUGUAGUGAUUGCAGGAAUAGGUGUAAUCCCUAAUUCCGACUUUCUAGCUGGAAGUGAAGUUGAUUUAGAUCCCAGAAAAGCAGUAGUUGUUGACAAGUUCAUGAGGACCAACGUAGCAGAUGUUUUUAGUGCGGGAGACGUCACCUCCUUCCCUUUGACUAUUCGAAGUGAUCAACGGGUCAGUGUGGGUCACUGGCAAAUGUCACAAGCUCAUGGAAGAGUUGCUGCCCUCAAUAUGCUGAAUAUACCUACAAAAAUAGAGUCUAUACCUUUCUUCUGGACUGUAUUGCUUGAGAAGAGUAUCAGAUAUGCAGGUUAUGGGGAGGGCUACACAGAAAUUGUAUUCAAAGGCAAAGUGGAGGAAAGAAAAUUUCUGGCGUUUUAUAUUAAAGAUGACACUGUGGUGGCGGUGGCCAGCCUCAUGUUUGAUCCCGCUGUGGCUCAGCUGGCAGAGCGAAUGGCAGCAGGCCAGCGCAUUACAAAAGCGCAGACUCAAUUAGAAGACCUGAGUUGGCUCCAGAUGUGAGGGGUCUGAAUUACAUCUCACAGACGAAGAACACAACUGCUAUCUGUCUUGAUCCCAUCUACUUAUCGCCUCUGGCAAUUUGAAAGUCGGUCAAUGUCUGUCUGCCCUGCUCUUAUCACUUCCAUAUUCAUCAAGACACCAGCAACAACAGAAUGGAUGCUCUCCUCCCUCUCAAUAUUGCUCAUUAUUUAGCUUGAAUUAUAUACACAAGUUAAUUUACAUUAUAUACAGUAAGCUACUAAAUGUUUUCAGAAGAUGCAUCAGUUACAGUGUGCUGUGCACAACCUAAAAAAAUAUCAGGGACAGGAAUAAUGCAAGAAACAUUCAGGCUUAAUAACAGUAUUUACGGGUACGUCUGUUUUAGCUUGGACUAGACACGAGUUCAUGGCUACUUCGUGACAGAUUUACUUGAGAAAAAAAAGCUAAUUAGCUGGAAAACCACUCCACUUGCAUAAUAGUCGUAGCUAAUAUGAAAUGUGUGUGCUGCAAUGCCUGGUGUAUGAUGAUUGUUUACUGUGGAUAAGCUUUAGUUCUUUUAUGUCAGUUUUGGUGCACUCUACAUGCCAAUGAUUGUUACAUCAUCUUUGUAUGUUUGCAUAUUGUUUUAUUGUUGCAUCUAAAUUCUUAUAAAAUAUUUCACUGAACAUUGUGUAUAUUUUCUA
Corythoichthys intestinalis (scribbled pipefish) is the source of this 2918-nucleotide messenger RNA. RefSeq names its product apoptosis inducing factor mitochondria associated 4 (gene aifm4). Lineage: Eukaryota; Metazoa; Chordata; Actinopteri; Syngnathiformes; Syngnathidae. Gene Ontology annotation, molecular function: flavin adenine dinucleotide binding; 2 iron, 2 sulfur cluster binding; oxidoreductase activity, acting on NAD(P)H. The coding region runs from base 649 to 2256 and encodes 535 amino acids. The transcript has 19 exons. The record is from RefSeq and is a predicted model, not a curated record. Gene Ontology annotation, cellular component: cytoplasm.